GUCAAAAAAAUAGACACGGGAACACAGCAGUGUUGAGGAGACCUGAAAGUGGCACAUGGCAGAGUCUGUGGCGGAUGGAGACAGCAGCAAAUGGGAGGCCGUACAGGGACCCAUGAGAGACUCUGGACCUGCAGCAGCAUGAGGAGGAGGCAGAAGGUAUAUAGGGGCCUAUGUAUAUUGCAGAUUAGGGGCCUGGCAGCAGUUGCUAUAGAGGCCCGUAAUCUGCCAGCAACCUAUGUCAAAAAAUUCAACACACCAGCAUUUUGUGUGAGGGACCUGUAAAGUCGUGACACAUGGCCAGAGAGGGCGAUAGAGACAAGCAGCAAUGGGAGUGGCCGUACAGUGACCCAUGAGAGACUCUGGACCUGGCAGCAGCA
This is a messenger RNA of Staurois parvus, 377 nucleotides long. Lineage: Eukaryota; Metazoa; Chordata; Amphibia; Anura; Ranidae. The record is from the annotation of a GenBank genome assembly.